Trichobilharzia regenti is the source of this 2163-nucleotide messenger RNA. NCBI's taxonomy places the organism in Eukaryota, Metazoa, Platyhelminthes, Trematoda, Strigeidida, Schistosomatidae. The record is from the annotation of a GenBank genome assembly.
AUGAUAUCAGCAGUAUUUUGGAAGGUUAGGAGUCUAGACUCACCAGGAUCUCUGGUCACCUGCUCUACAAUUUUGCGGCUUUCUUUUACCGCUAAAUUUUGGUUAGCUGUUCUAUGUAACAUGUCAAGUCGGUCAAGGAGAUUUCCUGAAUCACGAGUUAAACAUCUCAUAACUUUAUACUUUAAUCAGCUUAUACAUGGAUGUCGUAAUGUAGACUGUCAGAAUCAAAAUUGUGCAUCGUCUGUUCGGUUUGCUCAUCCAGGUAUUACACCGAAUCAAGCUGCUGCACUAGCCAUAGAAUUAACAAUCAAUCGUGCUGAUCUUUGUCUACCUGCUAAUUCAUCAAGUGUUUCAUCCACUGGAAUGAAUAACUCACAACCGCCUACAGGUCAAGAAGAUGGUAACACUGAAGACUCAAAUGGUGAAAGUAUGAUGGAUACUAAUGAACCUUCUCAAGGUGUUUGUAAUGCUCAAACAUCCACGGAUGAUGGAUCACCAUCAAAUCAUCUUGUCGCCAGUUCAGGUGCAUCGACAACAGGUCCUGAAGAAACAGAGGAUUCAUUCCCACCUUUAAUGACACCUGCAGAAGUUACACGAUUAAUCAUGUUUUUAUUUGAUGCUUCAGAAAAUGAUGAUUUAAACUCCUCUCAGUUAAAUGAACCAACUUCUGGAAUUAUAACAGAUGAAUAUUCGGCUGAUCAUGACAAUACAUUGAGUUCAGCUUUCCGUGGUCGUAAUCCUCUCUUUAGCUCACCUAGAGCAUCCAGUUCUGAUUCAGAUGCUUUAAAGUCGAUUAAACAAUCAGCAAAUCAAACUAGUCCAACAGUGUCUACAUCAAACACCCCAUUGGAACGUGAAUCUCGUAAAGCUGGUUUAUCCUUGAAUGAAUUACAAAGAGCAGUAGAUAUGGGAAAGAAAAACGGGGAUUGGUCUUGUCUUAUCAUUUUAUUGAAUUCUGUUUUCAGUUCAUAUGAAGCCUUGUCUAGAAGUUUCUUAGAUUCUGAUCCGGAUUUUGAUACAAAGUAUACCAAUUAUACAAAGACAACUGAUGCGUCAUCUAAUGCUUCAUUAUGUAUUACUAGUGCUAAAAAGCUGAAACAUGACAAUGAUGGCGGUAUUAUUCAACAGUGUAGUGUGGAUGAUAAUACUACCACUGCUAACAAUAAUAAUGACGGCUUAACUGAUCACAUUACAAAAUCUACAGGUGAUACAAGUGUAGAGCCUACUGUAAAUCGUUGUACAAGCGAUCCAGUCCCUAUGGAACAAGACACUGAUCAACUAACGGAUAUGUCAAAUUCGCUUAAACCUAUUACAAAUAAAUCAACAAAUAAUAGAUAUUGGCCAUCUGUUAAUCUAUAUGAUUUACGUCAAGCAUGGUCACUGAUUGUAUCACUACGUGAACGUCAAAAUAUUGUUGAUACACUGAUGAGAGCUGUACGCCGUCUGGUGGUAAUCAAUUUGCAUCAACUGUUAGUUAUACAACCACCUGAUGGUUUAGAUGAUGCUCAUCCUACGUGUGAUGAAAUAGCUAUUGAACAACAAAAAUUAGUCAAUCUAUUCAUUAUUCUAUAUGAAUGUCCAUUUGCAACAGAUCCUUUACACUUUGAGCUUUUAUUGCUGAAUAUUAAUCGUGCUGUUACAUGGCUACCAAAUACCAUACAAGUUAUGCUAUGCAGAGCAUGGGCCAACUCAGUGCAUAUCCCAUUGGCCAAUUGUACAGAAUCACCGAAUCCAGAACAAACAAAUCUUUGGUGUUUGCAAAAAAUUCUACUGCAUCAUAUCACUUUACGUUGUUUAACCACAGAUCAUGUUCUACCGAAUGAAGAUAAACAAAUCUGUGAAGCUGCACUUGUCUUACGCAUUGUCUAUUAUGCUAGCCUACUGGCGGGUCAAAUGGAUUCACCAGAAUUAUUAGAAAAAGAAGCAGAAGAGAAUAAGAAUUUUGAAGCUCAAAUGCGUGCGCAUGUAGGACCUACUUAUGAAAGACGUUCAAGAACAAAUUUACCUGAAGAUCCAUUUGCCAAGGCAUUGAAUAUAUCGCCUAAUGAUUGUCGAAAACCAUUUAUCCCUUCUAAAGAUUUUGUAAAUGAAACACUUAACGAUGGACUACAGCCUAAAAAGAUUAUAUCUACUAUCGUUCAAAAGGUAUAUCAAAUGAAUUAA